Messenger RNA from Nematostella vectensis (starlet sea anemone), 1092 nucleotides. RefSeq names its product adenosine receptor A3-like. The coding region runs from base 1 to 1092 and encodes 363 amino acids. The record is from RefSeq and is a predicted model, not a curated record. NCBI's taxonomy places the organism in Eukaryota, Metazoa, Cnidaria, Anthozoa, Actiniaria, Edwardsiidae. The transcript has a single exon. Gene Ontology annotation, molecular function: G protein-coupled receptor activity. Gene Ontology annotation, cellular component: membrane. Gene Ontology annotation, biological process: G protein-coupled receptor signaling pathway.
AUGUCAGGAACAACGAGUGGGAAGCCCAACACUAACACCAUUGCUAUCGUUGUGUUCUUGGGCGAGGGUACCCUUGCAGCUGUGGCAAAUGUCCUAACACUCAUUGUGUUUAUUACGAACAGAACUCUCCGUAAGCGCAGUGCUUACUUCAUCGCGAGCUUAGCGCUGGCCGAUGCGCUAGUUGGGAUAGCGGCGAUUUGCCUGGCCGUCUUCAUAUCACUCGGACACGACACGCGCGCAGUGUUAGCGCACCAAGUACCAGACUCAUUCGCGUGUAGUGCCUUUCAGGUAUAUGCUACAGUGAGUUCAGGACUUGGUCUUUUGAUCAUUGCCAUUGAGCGAUUUUUCGCUACGAUGUUCCCUUUUCGUUAUCGUGUCUCAAGAAUGUACCCAUACUUUUUUGGUUUUGCGUUCCAAUUGUUAUGUUCCUCCUCUGCUAUUGUAGCCCUAUUUAUUUCUGCUGACGUGCUUAAUAUCUUCGUUAAAUACUUGAUCGCUUGUACACUUCCCGUUAUCUGUCUUUGCUAUGCUGCUAUCUUUGUCAAGUUCAAACUGCAGAACAGACAGCACGGGCGCCAGGCGUUACCCCAGACACAACAACGAGAGAAAAACAUGGCCAAGACCCUGGUCACCGCAACUUCGCUCACACUUUUGUGUUGCGUCCCGACUGUAAUAUUUGUCACUGAUUUUAGAAACACCGAGGCCCAUGUGGUGCUAGCUUGCUACUGUAUAAGGUUCGCUAAUUCACUGGUUAACCCUGUGAUUUUCACACUCAGAAUGGACGGCUUUAAAAAGGCUCUCGUUAAGUUCCUGUGUUGUUCACGUGUUCAAUUGCACCCAACAAAUGGUCCAUUUGUGGUAAGAGGCGAACGUGUCGCCAGAACCAACAACCUUCAAGACACUCCUUCUAAAGUUGUACUGAGCCGCGAUGUUUGUCCUAGCCCAAUCGUGGUCCGAAGGAAAUGUGUGGCCAGGACCAAGAACCCACAAGAAAACACUUCUAGAGCUGUACUGAACCGCGACAUUUGCCAGGAAAGCUCUCAAGCAGAGGUCCCGUCGUUAUCAUCUUGCCCCGUCACCACCUCUCUGUAA